UAUAAAAAGCUUAAAAUUUUAAAAAUAUUUUAUCAAUCUUCAACAAAUCCUCCUAUUACGACAAAAAAACUUUUCUUCUUCUCAAUGCUUCGUGUUCGUCUUACCACCCUUCUAGUUAUUCUCCUGGCUAUCGGGAUUUAUCUCAGCUGUGUUAUGUCAGAAGAAGUUACUUAUGUUGGGUAUGGUCGUCACACUAUGGUCAACAAUAUAAUUACUCGAAUUGGCACAGCAAGUCGUAUUGCAAAAACCAACGAGGACCUAGAAGACUACAAAGGGACGGAGAAUGCUUGUAAUGUAAAGUUUGAUGAAAACGGGGAUAUCAUUCUGAAUUACAACUCCGUUCGUGAAACUGGAUGUGCUAUUGAUAUUGGACACAAAUUUCUCAAUUUUAUGUUCGAAUUCAAAGCAACUUUAAGUAACGACAACAAAGAGAUUAAAGAAUGUCUUCAGGCAAUGCCCGAUGGAUUUAAUGCCAAUAUGGUUCCUUUUGCAUACAGCAUUGGUUUUGACCGUUUUGAAAAGAUAAAAGAAGGACCCUACGAGGAGGGUAUUUCUUGCGAUAAGAAGGACGAGUGCAUUAAAAGUGGCGGAGAAUGCUUGAAACCUGGUGCAUUAGAGUUUGGUUGGGCAUAUAAUGGAGAUAAAGUUCAUGUUGGCAUGCAACCAAGUAAGGAGAUGAAUUUUUCUCUUCAAAACUUAAAUUUAUUUAUUUACAGUUGGUGA
Molecule: messenger RNA, 723 nt
Organism: Meloidogyne enterolobii
Lineage: Eukaryota; Metazoa; Nematoda; Chromadorea; Rhabditida; Meloidogynidae
Source: the annotation of a GenBank genome assembly